UAAAAAAAAAAAACAAAAACAAAAACAAAACAAAAAACAAGAAAACAAAAAAGAAAAAAGGAAAAAAAAAAUUGCCAUCAUUCAUCAAAUGCGCGCGAGCUGACUUCCAGCGGUCUUUCUGCAAGUGUAGUGUGCAGAAAUGGCGAUCAACGGCAAACUAGGAAGAAGACGAUAACAACAGCUGCAUCAGAGGUUUACAGGCGCAAUUAAGGAGAUGUGGUUGGCUGAAGUGCACUCAUCAUGUGUGUACUCAUGGCAGUGACUCUGCUAAAGCUUUCCCUAAUACAAUGGCUGCAUAUAAUUUUGCUAUUCAUUCUCAAGAAGACUGCAUUGAGAUUGAUGUUUCUCAUUCAUCAGUUGGAGUUUUGUUUGCUCUCCAUGAUAGCGAUUUGCAGUAGAUGUCUGAUACCAGCACACCUAAAGUUGGCUACUUGAGUAUGAAAAAGAAAAAAGAACCGGAUGCCUCCCAUCAGUCUGACCAUCACAAAAUUUCUACAAUUGAAGAUGCAUUAAUGUCGAUACCAGGUUCAGUUCAGCAGGUGAUCCUAGAUGCAAAGGAUGGACCUCCAUCACCUGGAAAAGUCCUUGCAAAGGAUAUUCUUACAGUCGUGAGUUUUCAUUUGCUUUCACUGUCCUUUGUCUCCUUUCUUUUAGAUUUCUACUCUAGGAAAAUUUUCAAUUUUUUGUUGUUCUCGGAGAGAGUCACUAUAGCUUCCAGUGUCUGAUUCUUUCAUGAUUGUCUAUGGCUUGGGGCAGAAGCUGAAGUGAUUCCUGUGACAAAAACGAAAAAAAAAAAAAAAAAGGUUCUAAUAUAAGAUAAAAAGGGAG
Molecule: messenger RNA, 828 nt
Organism: Rubroshorea leprosula
Lineage: Eukaryota; Viridiplantae; Streptophyta; Magnoliopsida; Malvales; Dipterocarpaceae
Source: the annotation of a GenBank genome assembly